This is a messenger RNA of Phytophthora sojae, 2067 nucleotides long. RefSeq lists its product as hypothetical. Gene Ontology annotation, cellular component: centriole. Gene Ontology annotation, biological process: protein export from nucleus; cell differentiation. NCBI's taxonomy places the organism in Eukaryota, Oomycota, Peronosporomycetes, Peronosporales, Peronosporaceae. The record is from RefSeq and is a predicted model, not a curated record. The transcript has 3 exons. Bases 1 to 2067 code for a protein of 688 amino acids.
AUGAAGAACGCGCUUGCUCGCUUUGGAGACCGGGGUGGGGGCUCGCACGUUUCUUUGACUGUGAAAAAUGGCAAUUGUGUUACACCGACUGUGGAAGCGGCAGCGACGGUCUACACUCAGUUGCUAGCCGCCUGGCGUGAAAGGUGCGUCGCGCUCAUGGUACAGGCGCGAGCGAGCGAGCUUGCUCACGAGGCUAAUUCUCACGAAUACCGGCAACGAGAGGCUCGGAUUUGUGAAGAACUUGCAAAUUGUGAAGAAAAGCUGGAAGUGUGGCAGCAGCGCGCUGCCGAUUUUGAGGCUCAGCGAGACUUGGAGGUUGUAGCAGCCCGUCAAGCGGAAGACCGGCGAGUCCAGGCCGCUGCGAAGGCAGUACAGGCAGUGCGAAGCUUGGCUCAGGAGCGUGAAAGUCUGCAGCAUUUGUCCCAAACUGUGGUUCGAUUUACAGGGGGUCUGGUUCGUGAUAAAGUGGAGCAACUCCAUAGCAGUUCGUCAAGAUUAGAAGCUCUAGAGCGGAGGCUCCUGUUCGCGAAAGAGCGGAUUGAGCUGGCAGCUACUCUGGUAAAACACCGAGAAGUGCGGCUGCGCAAUAGCGAAGCUGCUAUGGAAGCUGAGCGACGAGUGUGGGCGCAUCAGCUGGAGCAGAUGCGCAACGGAGCGCUGCAAAACGACGAGUCAAAGCAGGAGAACAAUGGAGACAGUGCGAAUGUAGCGGCACCUUCGAAUACUAAUGGGAAGAUUUUGAGGCCGGCGACGGAGACGGCUCUGCGGGCCCUUUUUCACCGUCUAGACGCCUAUGAUACUGGUCUGGUACGCUCGCAGACGCUGCUUCAAGCCCUACGACGAGGCGAUCCAGGAGUGCUGAGUGCCGUGGGAGGCCCCAAGAGGUUGUCGAAGCUUGUGUCUCAUGUGGAGACCGCCCUCCGGAAGUUGUCACUCGGCGGUGAUGCAACGUCUACUAUCACAUGGGGUGAAUUUCUGCUGUUUUUCAUCCCUGAAAGCUCCGUGACGUUGCUUGAUCACGUCGAUGGUCCGUGUGCCUUAUGCACUGCAGUUAGAACAAACGACCUGCCAGCUUUACCACUCUCCCUCCCCCGGAGGGCUUUGGAAACGCUUAGUCACGCAGAACUGGUGCAACAGAAUGCAGCUUUGCUGGCCGAUCGGGAGCGUCUUCGGCGAAUAGUGGCGCGCGAUGCGCAUGACCUUCGAGAUCAACUGCGGGCUAUUCGUCGAGAGUGGGAAGCCAAGACUGGUGAACUCGUUUACCAAAAAGACAGGCUUCAGCGCGAGCUCAGCGAGAGGGAAGUGGGGCUUCAAUCCACGCAAAAGCGUUGCGACGAGAUUGAAGCGUCCCGUGACGAAGCUCUGUUGGAGAUCCAGAGACUGCGCGAUCAGCUUUCUUCGCAGAAGCAAGAGUUCCAGCAACGUAAACAGAAGCUAGAGGCUAAGCAUGCUGAGCGGCUACAGCACGAACAGGAAAUCUGGCAGGCGGAGAUCCAAGACGCUCGGUUGGCCCAUUCUCUGCUUCAGAGCGACCACAGCAAGCAGCAGGUCUGCAUCCGACAGCUCGAACGAGACUUAUCCCGGCAGAAGGAAGCGCUGCUCGCUCACGAAACGGAGCGUGUGGCAAAUCUCGAGGACAAAGUGCGCAGGCGUGAGGCGGAAUUGACACGGCUGAGGCGUGAACGAAACACUAUCCUUAGCUCCCUCCGUGAACAGGAGCAAAAGCUGGCCGUGGCGACCAAACCGGUCGAGCCUACGCCUACAGAGUCCACGGGUACGCAGACAGAAGAUGCACGGCCAGCGAAACAGAGCACAGUGGCGACGCAGACAACUGUGAUAUCGACAGCUACAGGCGAUCGCAAGCAAGGGCGGGAUGAAGGUCGCGGUGGUAGGAUGAGCAUCAACGAAAUCUCGGCCCCGAACUCUAUAGAUGAGCAGCACGAGGUCCAGCAUGUCAAGCCUCCGCCUCGUUCAACUGGCGUUGCAGUGACUCGCAUCUCUCCUGAGGAUGUAAAUAUGAGGCUGCAGAAGUUGCAAUCGCUCACUGAAAGCUUGCUCGCGGACUAG